AAGCAUGUAGAACACAUAGAACGAUUUUUCACCAUUUUGAUUAACGCAGUUUUACUGGUGUUAUCAUUAAAAGCACAGUUUUUCACCAAAUUAUACAAACGAUUUAAUUAUAGUAGAACCACCCCCAAAAAUAAAUUGAAAUACCUUGAUCUUCUGAAGAGCCUCGAUCACUCCAAAACUCCAAAAUGUACAGCUCCCUGGCAAAUUUAUUCAAAGACUCUCAGACCACAUCCGACGACAUCAACCUCCUCCUCUUGGGCGAAACCGGGGUCGGAAAAUCCACCCUGAUCAACUCCAUUUCGAACUACUUGAACUACCCCGACUUCAAAGAAGCCCAAAAAGGGAACAUCGACAUUUUAAUCCCGUUGUUUUUGAACGUGGCCGAAGUCAGCAAAGUUUUCGAGAGCCCUGACGACAACGAGCUCCUCGAAGACGGCAAAUCCGCCACUCAGCACGUCAAGCUUUACCUAUUCCCGAUCAAGCUCGGCAGCCAAACUUUCAACUUGCGCUUGAUUGACACGCCGGGGGUUGGAGAUCCCAGAGGAACCGAUCGGGACAACGUCAAUCUGGACAACAUUCUCGCGUACUUGACCACGCUGAAGAAACUCCACGCGAUUUGCUUUGUUUUGAAGUCGAAUCAGACGAGAUUUACUAAGUUCGUGGAGUAUUGUCUGAAGCAGAUUUUGACACGAUUGGAUAAGAGCGCCAGUCGGAAUAUUAUUUUUAUUACUAUUUAUAGUAAGGCGGCGAAUUAUACAGCUGGAGAGACUAAGACGAAUUGUUUAAUGCCACUGGUUAAAGAUAUACGGUCGAGACCCCCACACGUGUGUAUUCCUUUGAGCGACAGCAACAUUUUUGCUGUGGACAACGAGGCUUUUAAGGCCUUGUUGGCGAUUCAGGAGGGGAAAAAAUACAACAAACAUGAGUUGGACGGGUUUAUGCACAGUUGGGAGGUUUCGUCGAAUGAGAUUCAGCGUCUGUUGGCGUACAUUAUUGGAGAUAUCGAGAACGCGGCGUUGAACUCACACGAAGUCGAAAACACAAUCAGUAUCAACGAAGUCAGGUUUCUCGUAGAACAACUCACGACUCCUAUUGCUGAAGUGUCAGCACUUUUACAAGACAAUAUCAGAAUACUUGACAGGCACAAAAAAGUCUGAGUCAAGAUGGCCAGACUCUUGAACAACUGAAAAAGCAGCUGCACAUACCCUGCGUUGAUCUAAAAGUGACAAAUCUGAGUCAACCUGUGACUGUUUGUGCGGACACUAAAUGUGCAGACAUCGUGAAGGUCAAGCAAAUCACCCAGUGGCACCACAAACAAAGAUGCUAUAACCUUUGUUUUCUAAAUGGGAUUCCUAAAGGACUAAUCAAGUGUGACGCCAUGACGGGAAAAGAAACGUGCCAGCAGUGCGGCUGUCACUGGAAAGUCCACAUGCACAUCUACAAAGAAACCGAGAGUGUCGAA
This is a messenger RNA of Zophobas morio, 1462 nucleotides long. RefSeq lists its product as uncharacterized. The transcript has 4 exons. NCBI's taxonomy places the organism in Eukaryota, Metazoa, Arthropoda, Insecta, Coleoptera, Tenebrionidae. The record is from RefSeq and is a predicted model, not a curated record. The coding region runs from base 186 to 1157 and encodes 323 amino acids.